UUGGGCGCCCCACGGAGCUCGCCGAUUCCCUUGUUCCGAGGCCAGUGGGGGCUACUCCGCAGAUCCCCGGAGAGGGAAGGGGCGGCCGAACCCUUGCGCGCGCAUCAGACGCGCUUUUAGAUGGGCCGGGCCGAACACGCCUGCUCUGCCCGUGGGCACCUAAUCUUGAAGGGAGACGAGUGAGGGGCAACCCAGACCGGGCCUCUGCCUUUGCCGAGUGUGAAUGGGUGAAUUUAAGGUCCAUCGAGUACGUUUCUUUAAUUAUGUUCCAUCAGGGAUCCGCUGUGUGGCUUACAAUAACCAGUCAAACAGAUUGGCUGUUUCACGAACAGAUGGCACUGUGGAAAUUUAUAACUUGUCAGCAAACUACUUUCAGGAAAAAUUUUUCCCAGGUCAUGAGUCUCGGGCUACAGAAGCUCUGUGUUGGGCAAAAGGACAGCGACUCUUUAGUGCUGGACUCAAUGGAGAGAUCAUCGAGUAUGAUUUGCAAGCAUUAAACAUCAAAUAUGCUAUGGAUGCCUUUGGAGGACCCAUCUGGAGCAUGGCUGCCAGCCCAAGUGGCUCUCAACUUUUGGCUGGCUGUGAAGAUGGAUCUGUGAAACUAUUUCAGAUCACCCCCGACAAAAUCCAGUUUGAAAGAAAUUUUGAUCGGCAGAAAAGUCGCAUCCUGAGUCUCAGCUGGCGUCCUUCUGGUACCCACAUUGCAGCUGGCUCCAUAGACUACAUUAGUGUGUUUGAUGUCAAAUCAGGGAGUGCUAUUCAUAAGAUGCUUGUGGAUCGGCAGUAUAUGGGUGUGUCCAAGCGGAAGUGUAUCAUAUGGGGCGUGGCCUUCUUGUCUGAUGGCACUGUCAUAAGUGUAGACUCUGCUGGGAAGGUGCAGUUCUGGGACUCAGCUACCGGGACUCUGGUGAAGAACCAUCUCAUUGCAAAUGCUGACGUGCAGUCCAUUGCUGUAUCUGAUCAAGAAGACAGUUUCGUGGUGGGCACAGCCGAGGGGACAGUAUUCCAUUUUCAGCUGGUCUCUGUGACUUCCAACAGCAGUGAGAAGCAGUGGGUGCGGACAAAGCCAUUCCAGCAUCACACUCACGACGUGCGAGCCGUGGCCCACAGCCCAACAGCACUGAUAUCUGGAGGCACUGAUACCCACUUAGUUAUUCGUCCUCUCAUGGAGAAAGUGGAGGUAAAGAAUUAUGAUGCUGCUCUCCGAAAAAUCACUUUUCCCCAUCGACGUCUUAUUUCCUGUUCAAAAAAGAAGCAGCUUCUCCUCUUCCAGUUUGCUCAUCACUUGGAACUUUGGCAGCUGGGCUCUACAGUUGCAACAGGAAAGAAUGGGGAUACCCUUCCACUCUCUAAAGAUGCAGAUCAUUUACUGCACCUCAAGACAAAGGGUCCUGAGAACAUUAUUUGCAGCUGUAUCUCCCCAUGUGGAAGUUGGAUAGCCUAUUCUACAGCUUCUCGUUUUUUCCUCUAUCGGUUGAGUUAUGAACGUGACAACAUAAGCCUCCAAAGGGUUUCCAAAAUGCCAGCAUUCCUUCGCUCUGCCCUUCAGAUUUUGUUUUCUGAAGAUUCAGCAAAGCUCUUUGUGGCAUCCAAUCAAGGCUCUCUACAUAUCAUUCGGCUGUUGGAAGGAAGCUUCAAGCAUCUGCAUACUUUCCAGCCUCAGUCAGGGACAGUGGAGUCCAUGUGUCUUUUGGCAGUCAGUCCAGAUGGGAAUUGGCUGGCUGCAUCAGGCACCAGUGCUGGAGUCCACGUGUACAACGUGAAAAAUCUAAAGCUUCACUGCACAGUGCCUGCUUACAAUUUCCCUGUGACUGCUCUGGCCAUCGCCCCCAGUACCAACAACCUUGUCAUUGCUCAUUCUGACCAACAGGUCUUUGAGUACAGCAUCCCAGACAAACAGUAUACAGAGUGGAGCCGGACCAUCCAGAAGCAGGGGUUUCAUCACCUUUGGCUCCAAAGGGAUACUCCCAUCACACACAUCAGUUUUCAUCUCAAGAGACCAAUGCACAUCCUUCUUCACGAUGCCUACAUGUUCUGCAUCAUUGACAAGUCGUUGCCUCUUCCAAAUGACAAAACCUUACUCUACAAUCCACUUCCUCCCAAGAAUGAAUCAGAUGUCAUCAGAAGGCGCACAGCCCAUGCCUUUAAAAUUUCUAAAAUAUAUAAGCCUCUACUCUUCAUGGAUCUUUUGGAUGAAAGAACACUGGUGGCAGUAGAACGACCCCUGGAUGACAUCAUUGCUCAGCUCCCGCCACCCAUCAAAAAGAAGAAAUUUGGGACCUAAAACAGGGCACUGUCUGUGUCCUUCCUUGAACUGUCUACCCUGUUUGUCUUCACAAAUCAUGAUAAUAAACUUAUUCUUUAGGACUAGUCAUUAUGAAUGUUAUCUUCCAAAAUAAUGGACAGUAGUUUCCCUUCAUUGACUGAAAGUGAACAGAAACUCCAAGGUAUUUGUCGGGAUAAUGUUCCAAGUAGCUACAAAUUCAUCCAACUUUUUCAGACCACAGUUCUUUAGACCAUGAUCUCAGAGAAAAAAAAAAAGGUGAUAAUUACCCUCUAUUCUCUAACACAUGCCUGAGGCUUCAGAAGGCUGAUGACCUUCACUGUCUGCCACCCUCCGGCCUGCAGCCUGUGCAAAGUCGUGGAGACCUGCUCAACAUUGCCCUAGAGGGCAGAGGAAGUCUGCUUGCUUACUCAAGAUAGCCUAAGUACCAAUAGCGAUAAUCAGCCUUAUGUUUCAAGGAAGGGUUUUAACUGCAGUGCUCCAUCUGAAAAAUAGAAGCCUUUGGCCUUUAACAGUCAGCUGUUAAUUUUAUUUGAAGGGAAAAACAUAGGCUUUGGACUAUCAGUCCCAUUAACCAUCUUUUCACCUGUUAUAUAUGCCAGUUUCAAGGGUUAAGGAAACACUGGGCAGAGAUUUUGUUAAGGAAGAGGAGUGUGGCGGGGAAUCAGAGGCCUGCUGUAUAUUUCACCUUUUCUGUCCGCUUAUACUUGCUUUGGCGUUGUUAUUCCCAUGGGUCUUAUCUGCUGACUAGUUUUAAUGUGAUCUUUUAAAUUAGAAAGUGAAGAACUAUGGUUAACCUGAACUGAGCAGAUAGAUUUCUUUCCCAUCUCACUAGAUGUAUUCUGUUGCAUGCCUGUGGAAACCCAGUAUGUGUGGUUUGGUCGGUUGGUUGGUUGGUUUAGGGGAUGGAGGGCUGUGAUAUAGGCAGAGAAGUACGUGGGUUCUGAUGAUGUCAUGACUAAAGUGCUGGUGAAAAACAUUUUUGCUAAGAUGAACCCGACCUCCCAGUCUGGAAAGGGAAGAUAAAUGAGAGAAUUUAAGGUAUAUGUAUGAGAAGAAAAUUAGCAGAGGUAAUCAGAGAGAGAAACAGAGCCCAAUACUUUAUAACAUAACGGACAGCCUCUUUCAGGUUUGCUAAGAGGGAACAGAAACAAAGUUUAUAGUGGACAACACUUCUCUGCCCUUCCUGCUUAGGAUUUUACAGUGAUAGGAGUAAUUUAAACAAAUACCUGCAGCUUUUUAGGCCCUCUGUGUAAAGUAACUUUCCUUUCCUCUUACUUGGAUAAAUUUCCUUAGCGAGGCUUAUUCUAGUCUGCUUUAGUCUGGACUGUUAGAACCUUUCAGUAGACUGGAAGAUCCUGCCCUUCCUAAGAAAUGGCUUUAGGUCCUCUUUUGUGUGGUUGAAACCAAAGUUCAAGUCACUAGUCUACGUUGAGUAUCACCAGAAGAAGGCCAGGAUGCCUUAAAUAUUAACUCACUUGCUUUCACUGACUGUAGAGCUAUAAAUUCAGAGAAUCUUUAUUAACUGGAGUCUAGUUUGACUUGAUUUACUUAACCUUAAACAUAUUUCUGAAACCCUGUGGCUUGUGGAGGGUGUAAUUCUGACAGAGAGGGCUCACAGAUCAUCUGAGUGAAGAAGUAAAACUUCUGAAAGUGGAAAGCAUUCCUUUGCAACAUUUCCAGCCAGUGAUUUGGACUUCCAUAAAUGGUAUGGGAAGUAAGAGCUUUGGGCCUUGACAUUCUUCCUAAGUAGAGAACUUUGAAUACAAAUCAAGCAGAAACUGAUUGGGACAAGUCAGAGAAAUCGGGGGAAGGACUGCAAAGCAGCAUUAAAUAAGAGGACACUUCAGUGCAUGCGGUUCACAGUGCUCUUACUUUGGGGAUUUGUGUAACCUAGAUGCAUCAUGUUUCUGUUUCGGGCACAUUUCAGACUGCUGCUCAUACUUGGGUUCUAUGGAAAAAUUUAGAUCUGAGACCAACCUAGGAAAGGUCUUUUUUGCUGACCUCACUCAAAUGCUUUAAAAAUUCACUUUUCUCAUAUAGUAGCUAGUAAUCUGAUCUCUGAAUGGCUAAUACACCCCUUACCAUGGAGAUUACAGCAAAUUAGACUGAGAAAAACUAAAAUCUUGGAAUAUUGGAAGAAAGAGAUCCUCUAGUUUGAGGAUUUUUAAAGCUGCUUUUUUUAAGCAUCAAAAGUUUUUUCAAAUGGAACUUUAUUCUGAACUGCAAUAAAUGAUACAGGUAAAAGGGGAGCUGUUCUGGUUGUUGGGGACGUGGGAAGGAAGCAGGGGUUUCUGAAAGAAACCUGUGUGCCUCUUGGCCUCAUUUUUAUACUCGUGGAAAUGGAGGCCAAGCACACAAUGGUUCAUUAGAAGCCAAGGUGGCAUUCUUACAGCUGUUCCCCCACUGUUUCGGUUGUAAGGACACAGUCAUAAAAAUGACAAUUAGCAGGCAUGGUAUACAAAGGGAUUUUCUAUUUCACAGGCUGCAGGGAGGGUGUUUAAGCAUUUCUUGCUCUGGAUGAGCACUUGAUUUAGCUAGAGUAUUGAGUUCUGUGGGCAGUCAUGUGUAAAUCAUAUAGAGUAUUGUAAUAACCUAAUACAUUCUCUGCUAGUGCUCAUGUAGGGGGGUUUCUUUGGGCCAGUAAUUCCUGGGGGUGGGAUUGCUAGCUCAUAGUGUGCCAUUUUCUUUCACUUUUAGUUUCCCUUUGGAGUGGCUGUAUUUCCAUCAGCAGUGUUUGAAAGGGCUUAUGUCCUUACACCUUGCCAAUGUAGUGAUAGACUUUAGCUUUAGCCCAUCUAAUGGGUGAAAAAUAGGAUCCCAUUUUAUUUUACAUUUCCCUAUUUACUAAUGAGAUUGCUCACUUUUUCAUGUGUUUUGGUUGUUUGGCUAAUUGUGAAAAUUGCAUAUUCAUAACCUCUCCUUUUUUUCCUAAUGUCUUUUCCUUUCAUAUUUUGAAGUAUUUUAUGAUGUAGAUCAACACUACAUAAAUAAACUAAUACGAUAACUAUCUGUGGUGAUGGAAAUGUUCUGUAUCUGUGCUGUACAUAAGAUAGUUACUAGCCACAUAAUGGCUAUUGAGCAGUUGAAAUAUGGCUAGUGUGACAAGGGGACUGAAUAUUUAAUUUUAAUUUAAAUAGCCACAGGUGGCUAGUGGCUUUCUUAUUGGACAGCACAGAUCUAGACAUUAAGGCUUAGCGUUGUGUCAGUCCUUUGUCUUUAGGAAGUUACAGAACUUAAUAUCCAUUUAUUGAGUGCGUACUAUAUGCUGUGCACCAACAACAGAUGAAAGAUGAUCUCAGACCUCAAGAACUCCACAGCCUAGUUAGGGAGAGAAACAAGUAGAUGAACCUUAGAGAUGAGCACAGAGAAGGGGCACCUAACCGGAAGGGUUAGGAAGUAAGGUUAAACGUAGGAGAUGGUCCUCGAGCUAAUAACUCUUGGAAUUGAGUAGUAAUUAGCAAAGUGGGAGGGAGAAGAAAAGAGGCAUUCCUGGAGCUUUCUCAGUGCAAAGGCCUGAAGCAAGAGACAGCAUAGCCUGUCCAAGGGACUGCCAGUGGUUCCAUGUGGUUGAAAUACAGCAUGUACUGGAAAUAGGGGAAAUGGGGCUGGACGGGCAGGCAGGGCCUGCCAUAGUGCUGAGAGCAUCCAUGUCUCCUUCAGGAAAGCUCGCCCCUGGAGGGUGACAACUUGGUAGUAACUAAGAACCAAGUGAGGUUCAUGAAAAAGGUGAGAGAGUUUUCCAUAGGGGAAAGCUAAGCAGUUUAGAAAAGAGUGUGGAAAAGAUAAGCAGAUUUGGAUACAGAGCCCUUAAGCCAACAUGUAGCGAGAAAUGAGACCACUUUGGAGUGGGCCUUAAAGUCUAUGGUUAAGAAUUUUCAUUCAGUGCAAAACAGUUGUGAACCAUUCAGCUUCAAAGGAAUGGCACAGUAAAAAUGCCCAUUUGUGUAAGUAAGGGGCAGAAGAGACUGGAAGGUAGGUAGAAAAACAGACUGUUGUGUAGGUUCUUGACUUGGGGUCUGUAUGUAUUAGUUUGCUAGGGCUGCCCUAACUAUCAGACUGGGUGGCUUAACAGAAAUUUACUUUCUCCAAUUCUGGAGGCUAGAAGUCUGAGAUCAAGGUAUUAGUAGCAUUGGUUUCUUCCAAGGUCUGUCUCCAUGGUUGUAGAUGGCCAUCUUCUGGUGUCUUCACAUGUGUCUGAGUCUCCUUUUCUUAGAAGGACAACAGUCAUAUUGGAUUAGAGCCCACCCUAAUGCCCUCAUUUAAACUUAAUUACCUCUUUAAAGACCCUAUCUCCAAAUACAAUCACAUUCUGAGGUACUGGGGGUUAGGGCCUCAACCUGUAAAUUUUGAGGGGACACAAUUCAGCCCAUAACAGAGUCCAUGGAAGAGCUUCAGGGGUUUUGUGAGCCCCCGAGUGUGAAUGCUGAAUUUUGCACAAGUGUGCAUUUGUCUGAGGCAUGUCCACAGAAUGCAUCUGAUUCCUAAAGGGGUUCAUGAUCCCCACCCCCCUAACUGGCUAUUGCAUUAACUGACUCAGGAGGCAGUUAAAGCUGUGGGACAAAAAUGCCUAGAAAUACCAUACGCAUCGAUAAGCAUGAUUUGGUGUUCAAUGGUACAUGAAAAAUGACAGUUGAAGCUGAGUACAGGACUGCAAGUCGUAGUGUGAGGCACUGGAAAUUCUGUUAGAACUGGUAUUGGGAGAAAAGGGGAUUUUUAUUUUUGGGCCUUAUUUGGAUUUCAUGGAAGAUUAUGUAAUUU
Equus quagga is the source of this 7045-nucleotide messenger RNA. RefSeq names its product UTP4 small subunit processome component (gene UTP4). The transcript has 17 exons. The record is from RefSeq and is a predicted model, not a curated record. The coding region runs from base 224 to 2284 and encodes 686 amino acids. NCBI's taxonomy places the organism in Eukaryota, Metazoa, Chordata, Mammalia, Perissodactyla, Equidae. Gene Ontology annotation, cellular component: t-UTP complex; 90S preribosome; small-subunit processome. Gene Ontology annotation, molecular function: RNA binding; protein binding. Gene Ontology annotation, biological process: maturation of SSU-rRNA from tricistronic rRNA transcript (SSU-rRNA, 5.8S rRNA, LSU-rRNA).